CCCUUUCGGGGUCUCGAGACGUCGCUCGGGCUUUGACGUCCGUACGCAAGAGGAGCGCGGCGCGCGUGCGCGUUACUCAGUUGCCCAUGGUAACCAGGAGCCGCGUAGAGGAUGGGUUUGCUGUCAAUUCUGCGUAAAUUGAAGAGUGCACCAGACCAGGAGGUCAGGAUCCUCCUUCUGGGACUGGAUAAUGCAGGGAAGACUACGCUUUUAAAACAGCUAGCAUCUGAAGAUAUCACCCACAUCACUCCAACACAGGGAUUUAACAUUAAGAGUGUACAAGCGCAAGGAUUCAAGCUGAAUGUGUGGGAUAUUGGUGGACAGAGGAAGAUCAGGCCAUACUGGAGGAAUUAUUUUGAGAAUACUGAUAUUCUGAUUUAUGUCAUUGACAGUGCUGACAGAAAGAGAUUUGAAGAAACAGGCCAGGAGCUGGCAGAGCUCGUGGACGAGGAGAAACUUAGUGGUGUUCCUGUACUCAUCUUUGCAAACAAACAAGAUUUGCUGACGGCAGCUCCUGCAGCAGAGAUUGCAGAGGGUCUGAAUUUGCACACAAUCCGUGACAGAGUCUGGCAGAUUCAGUCCUGCUCCGCCCUCACGGGAGAGGGAGUGUCGGACGGCAUGAACUGGGUCUGCAGGAAUGUAAAUGCAAAGAAGAAGUAAGUUGAACUGAAUUGCAUGGAAUUGGAGGGGCUGCCAAAGCCAAAUGCAUUAGCAAGCUGCUGGUGUCUGACCAAAUAUUCUUUUCCAUCUGUGUGAGGCUACAGCUGUUAGGAAUGGGAACAGCAGCAAAGCCUUCCACUCAAAUGGGAACUUUACCUGCUCUCUAACAUCAUUCCCUCUCCCUGCAAAAAUGAAAUUUCUUCCUCAUCCUCUUUUUUCACCUAAGUUAUAUUAAAGGUCUCCACCUUCAUUUGACUGAACAGUGAGGUUUGAAAACAGAAUCAGAUUGUGAUUUGGCAUAAAGACCUUUUUAAUGGGAUCAUAAAGCUAGAAUGAUCAUAGCAAUGUAUAGAGAAGCCAGUAUCAGUCUGGAAAUCACUCAGGAUGCUCCCCUGGUUUUGUUCAAAGUUUUUCUGAUAAACCAAUUCUUUGUUAGCAUGUGUGCUUCAGUUAUAACAGUCAUAAAUCCCUUGGUACAGUGCUGCGAGGACUGUAAUGCAACUCACAAAGAGCAUUUAUUAUAACAAUAUGUCCAGGUGUUUCAGUCCAUUUUUUCACAAAGACACGUGCUGUAGCUUCAGUUCUUCAACUAUAAGAAGCAUCCAGCACAAGGUAUUCUGUAAUUUAUUCAAAUAAAACAGUGUCAGGCUACAGUGGCAUGUUGCAUUUAUGGUUGGCACAAACAUUUCCAAUAAUUCAGGCUCAGUAGAGCCAAGAUUUUUUUGGCAUGCAGUCUGUUGGACUAUAUCAAUUCACGGAAUGAGGAUGGGAGUUUAACAACAUUGUGGCAGUCAAUUUAGUGUGCAAAGUCUUACUGCAAACAGCUGUUAACAGUUUUCUUUGUCCUUUUUGACGUGCUUUAAGGCAGGCUUUGAUUCAGUGUUCCUGAGACCUACAAGCGACAUGGCAAAUGUGUUUAUCUCAGGCAAUUCAAACAGUCACAGACUGAGAGAUUAGCCGGGUCAUUGUGGUGUCCAUAUGAAUUGCUGUUGAGGCUGUACAGUCAGUUUAUUGCUGCUUUGGAAGUCUGCACCGCUUCUGUACAUUCAGUUUUGAACUAAAUUGCAGACCAGGUAUACAAAAUGUAACAGCAUAAAUAUUUUUAAAGAGAGAGAUUCCUGAUUUUAACAAAUAUUUCAUCAGUCUAAUUAGGAGUUUCUAUAGAAAGAGUCAUUGCGUUCAUUCUGAAUGCAAGAAGAGAAAACCUUAAGUUGGUCUAUGACCUCCCAUAGAAUAUCUGCAGGGAAGAUAGCAUCCUGCACUUUGAAGAAUAGGCAUAUUUAAACUUGACAAAUCUUAGCAUAUUGCCACAGUGCCUAGAUAUGAGAUAGGAGGCUGCUUCUCACAUCUACGUCAUCUGCUCAGUUUGUCAAUGUUCACAGUAAUUUGGCGAGGCAGCCUUGCAUGCAAUGAGUUUAGUAUGCAGCUUUCAGAUUAGAGCAAGAAUGUUGGCUUAAAAUUGCUGUGGCAACUAUAAAGCUCUCUCUCAUUAGUGGAAGGGAGUAAACUUGAUUUGCUAAACCUCAGACUUUUAUGUGCAUUUUGGUGAAAGUCAGGGAACAUAAAUUGUGAAUAUAAUCUAUUGUCACUCACUACUUUGUGGUACAGGAUUUCCUCCUUACUAAUCUAGAAAUAGCAACUGUCAUAAUUUCUCAUUCACUUGGAUUUGAACUUUUAAAUUGCUGUUUCACCUGAUUCAUAAAGUUUGGGACUGAAAUAACACCACAAACAUACACUAUCAGAACCAGGGAGAAUAUAAUAAAGCACAAAUAACAAUCUAAAUCAUUUUAUUAAAAGCCCCCAAA
This is a messenger RNA of Anolis sagrei ordinatus, 2465 nucleotides long. RefSeq names its product ADP ribosylation factor like GTPase 3 (gene ARL3). The record is from RefSeq and is a predicted model, not a curated record. Gene Ontology annotation, biological process: cilium assembly. NCBI's taxonomy places the organism in Eukaryota, Metazoa, Chordata, Lepidosauria, Squamata, Anolidae. Gene Ontology annotation, cellular component: cytoplasm; microtubule cytoskeleton. Gene Ontology annotation, molecular function: GTPase activity; GTP binding.